Messenger RNA from Coturnix japonica (Japanese quail), 4595 nucleotides. NCBI's taxonomy places the organism in Eukaryota, Metazoa, Chordata, Aves, Galliformes, Phasianidae. The record is from RefSeq and is a predicted model, not a curated record.
GAAGUAAAAUAUUGCUGUUAGACAGGGGGUAAGGAUCCAAAUCUCCGCUGUGUGGAGGCCUGCAGAUGUCUGUGGCGUCAGAAAAGCAGUCUUAAUGAGACUUAAUGAGAAGAUGGGUGCUAAGAUUCAAGAGGAACUGGAAAUAUAUUCAGAAUAGAAGGAGCCUGCAUUAGGAAAACAGAUUUAUCUAGAUAGAUCCAUGUGUGCCUAAAGCUGAAGUGUACACUUAUGUAUGUGUAAUAUGCAUGUGUAAAAAUAAAAGUUUUAAACCAAAACUGAGGAAAACUUAUAGGUGAAGAAUGGAGGCAUAUAGGUGAAGAAUGUGAAGUUUGCUAUGAGAUAGCCUCUGUUUGGAGAGGGCCAUCCUUGUGGCAUUAACAAUGCUGUUAAUACAUCUCCGGGAUACAGUACUUGGAGUAUCAGAAGCAGUGGAAGCUCAGAUACUGUAGUGACAGAGCCUACAGGUGGCCUAAGGAUGGGAUAGCAUCUAUGUGCACGACGGGUGCUGGUUGUUAAAGGCCGCCUGUGACAGGAAAUAGCACAGGACCUCGUGAAUUGGUGCUCCUGGCCUAAAUAGGAAGAGCGUAGAUGAAGGCUGCGUGGUUCAAGGUGUUGACUGGCUGUCAUAUGUUAAAGUAGAGCAGAGAAGCGUUGUUUCAGGAGCAGUAAAACCAGGGGCGUCUGUGGGUAAUUCUCCAUAGUAGAUCUUCAUGAAAGAAGAAAACAGUUUCUAAGGGGGAGAGGCACUCAGAAGUGUAAAAUACUUGCAGGUGGCAUGUAAUUCUUCAAAGGCAGCAUAACAGAGGCUCAAAGCACUUGCAUGGCAUCUGCCAGCAAUACCACAAGAGCUGAAGAAGCCAGAAAGCAAAGUGGAGUGGUUCAGCAGAGGUAAAAAGACAUCUUUCAGCAAGUUAAUGUUUUGUGCUCAGUGAGAAGGAUGGAAAAGAAUGUAAUAUCUGUGUUAAACAUAAUAAGGUAGGCCAAACAGAGUCAUGGAGCGAGUUGCUAGAAGCAUGAAAACAAACAGUAAAUCCUCUUUGAAGUGCAUCAAAAGCAGGAAGUCUGCUGAUAAAUGAUCCAUGUGCAGAAGGAGUGCUCGAGGAAGAUAAAGUCGCAACACAAGACUGAAACAAGGUCUUUGAGUCGUGUGCAUUAGGAAGAGCUUGGAGAGGUUCUUUUGUUGGAGGCUUUUUACUGUUUUAAGGAGUCAGCGUGUUUGGGGUUUGCCCUCCAAUAGGUGUGACUGUCUAAAGGGGUAUCAAUAAACUGCUGGAAACAGAGGGUGAGAUGGAGGAGGUGAUGCUUAAAAUGCGAAGUUGCUACUGCAUUCCGUGGUGUGUGUCACUUGUUGCUUAGAGCUGGCCUUGGUGUUCCAGGAAUAGAAGGUGACAAAUCUCUUGUCAGUUGUUCAAGUUUUCUGUGGAGACGGAAAGCUCUAGGGCAGUUGGUUCUGUGUUUGUUUGUUUGCCAGAAGUUAGUGAAUGGGAUUAGUAAGCGGGAGGUAUAAAUGUGAUAUCUUGACGAAGAAUAGGCCUGGCUUUUGUUGAGGAGACUUUGUGCGUCACCAGUCUUGUGGGGUUUGUAAAGGUGUUGUUGAGCUGUUGUUGAGAUCUCCUUGAUACCGCCCUUCCCUGAGUAGGGCUGGUCUCAGUGUGGGAUCAGGUUGCUCUGAGCCCAUGCCUGCUGGAUGGAAAGGGGGUGCUGGUUGUCCCUGCUGGUCAGCGGGUGCAGGAGGGGCUGGGUGGUCGUAGAACAAGUUUGCUUGUUGGACUCACCUGUUGUUCCCUGUAGUAAAACCCCAAAGGCCAAGCUGCAAAGCCUGCAGAAGGAUCUUGUUAUAUUGAAAGCCCAGCUGUAAGGCUGCAGAUGAAAUUCAGAACAGACAGAUGAAAUGUAAUGCACAUGGAAGGGAAUGUAGUCUUAACUUUAUAUACAGGAGGGAAGCUUGAACUGACUGUUUUUACUGGGGAAAAGAUCACAGGACGAAGGUAAUCCUAUGAAAAAAAUAAGCUCUGUGCCCAGCAGUGGCUCAGGAAACAGAAGGCGGGUUAGGAAUUAUUAGGAAGGAGUAAAACAUGGAAAAGUAAGCACCAUCAUGCCACCAUAAACCCCUGUUGCUCCCCUCUCCUGAACAGCAUUAACGGUUUCUGUUUCCCCAUCUCAGAAAGGGUGCAGUGAAACCGGCAGAGCUGCAGAGAAAGGCAUUGAGGACAAUCAGGUGGAUAGAACAGCUUUUGUGAAAGACUGGGGCGCCUCAGCUUGGCCAGGAGAUGGUUGAGGAGGAUAUGGGAAUGUUCCUUGAAAUCACCAGUAUAAUAAGAAGAACGAACAGGCAGUGGGGAACAGAUCAAAGGUGACAAGAAUAGCAGAGCAGAGAAGUUAAGAAUGAUGCAGAGAACGCAGAUGUGAAGAACAAAGGAGAGAGGAAGGAGCUGAGCCUGGUGUAGUGGGGGAGAGAAGAAGAAGCCUAAAUCUCCUUCCAGCGCAGGUAACAAUGCCUGUCGAAAGAAUGCGGAUGCGCCCAUGGCUGGAAGAACAAAUAAAUUCUAACACAAUACCGGGGCUGAAAUGGCUAAAUAAGGAGAAGAAGAUAUUUCAGAUUCCCUGGAUGCAUGCUGCAAGACAUGGGUGGGAUGUUGAAAAAGAUGCUCCCUUAUUUAGAAACUGGGCAAUUCACACAGGAAAAUACCAGUCAGGAGUAGAUAAACCAGACCCAAAGACAUGGAAGGCAAACUUCCGGUGUGCUAUGAACUCUCUGCCUGACAUAGAAGAAGUGAAGCACAGAAGUAUAAAGAAAGGAAACAAUGCCUUCAGGGUGUACCGGAUGCUGCCGUUAUCCGAAAGACCUUCCAAAAAAGGAAAAAAAACGAAGUCUGAGAAGGAUGACAAGUUCAAACAAAUUAAGCAAGAGCCAGUUGAAUCAUCUUUUGGGAUUAAUGGGCGAAAUGAUGUUACUUCUGACUAUUUCCUGUCCUCCAGUAUAAAAAACGAAGUUGACAGUACAGUGAACAUUGUAGUUGUAGGACAGCCGCACCUUGAUGGCAGCAGUGAGGAGCAGGUGAUAGUUGCCAAUCCUCCAGAUGUUUGCCAGGUGGUAGAGGUGACAACAGAAAGUGAUGAGCAGCCUCUCAGCAUGAGCCAGCUGUACCCCCUACAGAUCUCCCCUGUCUCGUCCUAUGCAGAAAGUGAAACGACCGACAGCGUUCCAAGCGAUGAAGAAAAUGCAGAGGGACGACUUCAUUGGCAGAAGAAAAACAUUGAAGGCAAACAGUAUCUCAGCAAUCUGGGAAUGCGGAACACUUCUCAUAUGCUUCCCAGCAUGGCUACUUUUGUAGCCAACAAGCCUGACCUCCAGGUCACCAUCAAAGAAGAAAGCUGCCCGCUGCCUUACAACAGCUCCUGGCCCCCUUUCCCAGACAUCCCUCUGCCACAAGUAGUGUCCACAGCCUCCACGAGCAGCAGCCGGCCAGACCGCGAGACACGGGCUAGCGUCAUCAAGAAGACGUCAGACAUCACCCAGUCAAGAGUCAAGAGCUGCUAAGCCUUUGACAGUGUGUUUUUUAGCUUUGUUUUGUUUGGUUUUGUAUUUUACGUUUCUCUAGGAGAGGUUCAACCCUUGACGCACAUUAGACAAAUCUAAGGUAAAGAAAGCCUUGGCAAUAUAAAACAUUGCUGUGUCUGACUCCAGUGCCGGAGUGUUUUUAACUCAGGACUCCAGCCGUCAGUGUGUACAUCUGAACCCAGGUGGACUUGCAAGGUUGCUACGUAGGAAAAUAAAACAAGAACUUUGGCCCACUUGCAGGUUUCAGUGUUUCAUAAGAGGACCAACUGACCACAAGGGAAGUGGUGCUGCUGCGCUUCUUGCUGUCAAGGCUGUGAUGGAACUGAAAGCCUCAGAAUGGAAGAGAAAAUGUGAACUAGCUGGAAUAUUUUUAAAUAAAAAAAAAAAAAUUCUAUUGUGAAUAUUGUACAUAGUGCAGUACUAGCAACGUUGCAGUCUGCUUCUGCACCUUAUUAAGAAAGCACUUACAAAAGGCCUUUUAUUACCUUGCUCUACUUAAUGGCACAUUGAAGGUCCCUCCCCACCUGUAUUCUUUUCCAAGGCUAUUCUUGCUAACGUGUCUUUAAAGAAUAGUGGAAAGGAAAGAAAGUUAAAACUUCCCAUGUGGAUUUCAUACAUUUUAAGACUGCUUUUCUCGUGUUUGUUUUCUAAUCUGCUAUGCUUGAAUGCCGCGUGGUACAAUAGGGAAAAAAGAAACUAUUACAGAGAUGUUAUGCAAAUUCCCAGAUUUAAGAAAAAAAAGAAGAAUACUCUAAUUCUAACCAGAGCAAGCUUUUUUAUUUUUUAUACAGGGGAAUAUUUUAUUCAAAAUAAAAUUCUAAAGUGAAUAUAAUUUUUUUUAAUCUUUUCUACAGCAAAUUUAUAAUUUUAAGAUUCAAUCCUUGGUUAUCAGCAGUUAUUACAUCCUUGUGGCACAUUUGUUUUUGUUUUUUUUUAAUUUUGUAAAGGUGAAAUAGCUUUUAUGAGCUCAUGUAGCAAUCAGAUUAUCCUGUGGAUUGAUAAUAAAUAUGGUAUAUAGUUAAAUUUUUAAUAA